UCCAGUGCCGGGUCUGGCGGUUUGUUCGCUUCCCUCAUCAUGUCUCGGGUCCUCAAGUCGGUGGAUUACGAAGUGUUCGGCCGGGUGCAGGGUGUAUGUUUCAGAAUGGUAAGACAACAUGAAGUACAUCAAUCUUUCACCGCUGCUGUAUCAUAUUUCUAAGAAUAAAAAUAAGCCCUAUGGCCUGUACAGAGACCCCAAGAGUCUGUAAUGCCAAGUUUUCAAAGCUAAUCUGAACAGUUAAGUAUUAUGUGUCUGUGGUAUGUGUUUUAACGGAGAUCCUUUUUAUAAAAUGCAGUAGAACCCUGAUUUUAUGAAAACUAGUUGUAUGAACAAUACAUUUAUGAGCCAUCUUACUCAACCAGAUGAGGAAAAAGCACCACGGUACGUGUGCAUGAACUUUAACUUUGUGCAAAGGUCUCAUAGACUUAAGAGUUUUUGCCCCUUGAUCUCCCCGUGGCCCAUACUCCCAAACGUACAGCAUGGAAAGAUUAUGUAUGAGCAACACGCCGUUUUUCACAGUGACCAAGAAACGCAAGCGAACAGUGCUCACUUUCCAAAGCAAAAUAGAGAUUGUGGAAAGGUUGGAGAAAGGCGAAACGGCAACAGUGUUGGCAGAGGAGUUCGGAAUUGGGAAGUCCACAAUUUCACAACUCAAGAAAAACAAAGAUACACUCCUGCAUUUUGUCUCAAUGAUGGGCAGCGAAAAUGGCAAAAAGAAGCGGAAGACGAUGAAAUGUGCAAAGAACUCGACGUUGGAAGAUGCUCUCUAUGCUUGGUUUUCCCACAUGAAAAAUAUUGGCGAGCCAGUCUCAGGCCCACUUCUAUGUGAAAAGGCCUUGGAAAUGAACAGGAAAUUGAACGGCAACCCUGAUUUCAAGGCUAGCUCAGGAUGGCUGGCGCGGUUCAAGUCUCGCCAUGGGAUUCACCACCUUGGUAUUCAUCAUGAGAAGCUUUCUGCUGAUCAGCCAGCUGCUCAGUGCCUCAAAAAAGAAUUUACAGAUUUCAAAACAGAGGAGGACUCUGACGCCGAGAGCAUUUACAACACCGUUGUCGUUCCUGGACCCUCACAUUCGGAAGCUUACAACGCAUUAGAAAUAGCUCUGCAGUGGCUGGAAGAUCAAGAAGAAAGCGAUGUGGUACAGCUCCUGUUUUUGAAAAGCCUGAGAGAUUUGGCUGCAAAGAAGAUAGCGAAUUCUCUGAAACAAAAAUAAGAUCAGAACUUUUGGCAGCAAGAAAAGACAAUAAUAAAAAACUUGAUUCUUGACAUAGUCCAAUGAUAGAUCUGUUGCUGUUGAUAAUGCACUGUAUGACUGAAAAAUAAAUCAAUAAGCAUUUCA
Messenger RNA from Lacerta agilis (Sand lizard), 1340 nucleotides. RefSeq names its product acylphosphatase 2 (gene ACYP2). Gene Ontology annotation, cellular component: nucleus. Bases 483 to 1214 code for a protein of 243 amino acids. The transcript has 2 exons. Gene Ontology annotation, molecular function: DNA binding; acylphosphatase activity. Lineage: Eukaryota; Metazoa; Chordata; Lepidosauria; Squamata; Lacertidae. The record is from RefSeq and is a predicted model, not a curated record.